This is a messenger RNA of Cutaneotrichosporon oleaginosum, 768 nucleotides long. RefSeq lists its product as uncharacterized. NCBI's taxonomy places the organism in Eukaryota, Fungi, Basidiomycota, Tremellomycetes, Trichosporonales, Trichosporonaceae. The record is from RefSeq and is a predicted model, not a curated record.
CAUGGACAGCGACGACUCAUUCUUCAACCCUCGCGCCCCCGCGCCCCCCGCCACCCUCUACCUUCCCACGCCCGACGACGACUCGGACAUGUCCGCCGACAUGACCCUCUUCGGCGACGGCGCGCGUGCCGUGGAAGCCUACAGGCAACAAGUGCGCGCGACGGCGCGGCACGACGCGCGCGAGCACGAGCACGAGCACGAGCACGAGGCGCACGAGCACGAACAUGACGUGCAGUACGAGACAUAUGAAGCACAGUACGAGACACACGAGUCGCAGUACGAACAAUACGAGGACGAGGCGUACGAGCAGGACAUGGACAGCUCGCCGCAGGACAGCAGCCGCGAAUACAGCCCGGACAUGAACCCCGCGGGCUUUGCGGAGCGCCUCGACGAGCUGGCAGGCAUCCUAGAGGUCGGGGAGGAGGAGGCGCGCGCGGUGCGCUGGGGUCCGGACUUGAGCGGAGAGGAUGUCCCCUUGAGCAUCGACGAGUUCCGCGAGGUGCUGCACCAUCACCUUGCGGCGACGGAGUGGCGGUAUGAGAUGGUGGAGAAGGUGCAUCCCAUUCCCGUGCUGGGUGCGUCCUGGGCCGGGCGGAGGAUCGUGCAGAAUGACGAGGAGAUGUUUCGUGUGCCGGCGUGACGCACUGCCCGCAGUCUUCACCAUACAGUCAUUGCAGUCCCCCCGCCACCAGUCACACCGCUGUAGAGAAUAGCCCGCACACCCCGCACACUCAUACCUCCUGUACACAAUGCAUUUGUAUAUCAAGA